ACGCCCUGCCUGUUUGCCCCGGCUGAUCCCGGCCCCUCCCCUCCCUCUUCCUUCCAGGGAGCCUGGCAGGGCAGCAAGAGAGAGAGAGCGAGCGAGCGAGCGCCGGCGUCAUGUGACCGCGCUGCUGCUGCUGCUGAGUGCCAGGCGCCUGAGCCAAGAAGCAGGCGGACGGAGGAGGACGGAGGGACGGAGGAGCCUGCGAGUGAGGGGAGAGAGAAAAGCCCUCAGGUUCCCCAUACAACAAGGGCAGCGCGACUCCGGGAAAGGAAAAGCCCGGACAGCAGGGACUUCGCGAGCCACUUUUCCGCCGGCUGGGGAAAGUUUCCCAAAAAAGCAGUUACCCAGAAAAUACUUGCAAGAAAGAUACAAGAUAAUCUCUUGGGUGCAACUUGAGUUGCUUCUGGAGUGAGAGAAUUGGCCGUCUGCAAGGACGUUGCUCAGGGGACGCCCUGAUGUUUUGAUGUUUUUACCAUCCUUGUGGGAGGCUUCUCUCAUGUCCCCUGCAUGGAGCUGGAGCUGAUAGAGGGAGCUCAUCCGCACUCUCCCCGGGUGAGAUUUGAACCUAGCAGCUUUCAGAGAUCUAAGCAACAUUGCCAUAAAUAGAGUUGGCUGAGAAGAUGCUAAUGUUUGACCCAGUACCUAUCAAACAAGAAGUGAUGGAACCAGUUCCAGUGUCAUUCAAUUCUAGUUAUAUGGAUCACAUGAAAGCCAACAAAUUCAGUGUCAUUUAUUCAACAUCGAAUAUGAUGCACAAUAAAUUCUAUCAGUUUCCAGAAGAAUUGUGCAAUGGAGUUCAAAUUGAGCCCGUUGAUCUCACAGUGAACAAGCCAUCUUCAGCCGGAAGUUCUCCUUCUCCUCUGAAAUUCCAGAAUGCACACAGGAUAGCUUCGCCUGGAUUAAAUCUGCCCUCACCCAGCCCUCCAAUGAAGAAAUUGACGCCACCAGGAAUACAGCCUUUCCCUAUGCCAUUAACUAUUCCUCCAGUGAUGGCAGCUCUUUCACGCCAUGGACUUCGAAGCCCUGGGAUACUUCCAGUUAUACAGCCAGUUGUAGUACAACCUGUCCCUUUCAUGUACGCCCCUCACCUUCAACAGCCUCUUAUGGUAUCCACAGUCCUUUCAGAAGAGUUGGAAACUCCAAGUAGUGUGCCAGUCUCUGUAAUUGAGUCUUACGAGAAACAAGCACUAAAGAAAUCUAUUAAGGUAGAACCAGGUCUGGAAUCACCUAGAAAUGACUACUACACCGAACAAAUGUCCCCUCCAUUGAUGACUUCAUUGUCACCCCCUCAAGCAAUGUUUCAAGAGAAUCACCCUUCAGUUAUAGUUCAGCCUGGUAAGAGGCCAUUACCUGUGGAAUCUCCUGACACACAAAGGAAACGUAGGAUACAUCGAUGUGAUUAUGAAGGCUGCAACAAAGUUUACACUAAAAGCUCCCAUUUAAAAGCGCACAGAAGGACACAUACAGGGGAAAAGCCUUACAAAUGCACUUGGGAAGGUUGUACAUGGAAAUUUGCUCGAUCUGAUGAACUAACGCGGCAUUUCCGAAAGCACACCGGAGUCAAGCCAUUCCAGUGCCCAGACUGUGACCGUAGUUUCUCUCGCUCCGACCAUCUUGCCCUUCAUAGGAAGCGCCACAUGCUAGUCUGAAUCUCUCUUCAUCCAGUUUUCUUCAUGUUUCCUUUCUUCUUAUUUUUACCUUGUUCAUAUUAACUUAGAUUCAGCUGGCCUGAAUCUCUGGAUUUUAUAGCCGUAAAAUCUUCCCAAUGGCCAGUAAAAGAUGUUUGCUGGACCCUUCUUUGCCCUUGUCACGGGUCAGACCUAAAGAAUGUGAACAUUUUUUCUUCUCCUGGGAAUGCUAAGCAAACCCGGUCUGCCAGCAAAUAGGUUAAAUUUCUGUGAUCAAGCUGGUUAACUUUGCCAUUCAAUCAACCAGUAGAUACUGAUCUUUUGGUUGCUGUUGUUGGAAAUCCAGCCUGCUAGUCCUUGCCAGAGACUUUGUGUGCCCUUUAAAGGUUACACAUCUCCUUUUUAUGCUCAGCAAUGCAAUAAAUGGACCCUUUCUGAUGUGGGUGGUGAUAGAAGCAUAUUCACAAGACACUUUUUAAACAAAAAUUCUCAACAUGAAAGUGAAUGAAAAAUUCUUGACUGAUGAGUGGCUGUUAUCAACAGAAAUGUUGUCAAUGUCUAAUGUUGUACAUUCUAACCAGCAUUGCCUCUUCUUUUGUGUGGUGUGUAAAAUGCUAGCUUGUGUUUGCCUGGAUAUCUUGCCUCAGUAGUUUCGUUAAGCAAACAUGUUCACAUAUUGUAAGGUUUUGUGCGCAACUGUGUGAAUGGAGCAUACAUGGUACUGCUAUGAUGUGGCAUUCAACGAUACAUGCAAUAAUCUACCUCACUGAAGAGGUGUGGUAGGCCUGUUUUUCUCUCAUCACUCCUCUGCAUUUCCUGUUGACUAGAAAACCUCUGGCCCUUGCCUGUCGUAAAUGCAGCCACAUCUGUAAAAUGAAAUAUGUCAGCUCACUGCUAGAAAUUAAAAUUGGGGAUCCUACCAUGUACACAAGAGAAAUGAAACAAGGAAGAAAAUAUCUUCGCUGAAGCACCUUUGUACAAUAUAACACACACAAAAUGUGUAUCUUUUCCCUACUACGUUUUGCUGGCCAAACACAACAAAAACAACACAAUUUCUAUUUUGUUGCACAAUGCCUUCAUUUCCAGUAUUGGACAAAAACACUAAGAUACACAUGAUUAAAAAGUCAAACCUGGUUGAUAUUAUUCUUAUUAUUUUAAGAAGCAAUUGGUUUUAAGGAGAUAGGAUGGUGUUCGGCAUCAUGCUUUCCUUUCUAGGCUUUGCAGUCUUUAAAAUACUGGAAAUUUGGGUUUUCAUAUUUUGAAAGAAUUGAGAAAAUAGAAGCAGUGAGAAUAAUGAAUAAACAAGAGAGGAAAGGACAUAAGAAUGUAAUAGUAGGAAAAACUUGUAAUGAUAUACUAUAAUCACAUACAUUUCAGGUAAACAACCAUUCAGGCGCAACAUGGUUUAUUCUCCAUUUUUAAGAUAAUGUCUGUUCAUACUGUUCUAUAAAUUGAAUUGGCCUUCAGUGGUUCAUGUUUAUAAAUUAUUUUCCAGCACUUUUUAUACUCAUGCGUCCUCUCCCCUCACAUCUAUCUAUGGUACUGCUUAACUCUUUCCUGUGAAAAUUACUGAAACAUAGAACUUCUAAACUUUGGUCAGAUUGGGCCUAAUUUUGGUACCAAACACAGUUCAGACUUGCCCUAAUAAGAUUCAAUCCAGGCAAGUUUGAAACAAUUUAAAUUACCUUCCUUCCAAGAAAGUGCUCAAAUUUAGCUCUCCUGAAAGAAAAGAAAGCACAGUCGAUGUUAAAAGGUUGGAGUGAAUAAAUUGUCCCAUAAUUGGCCCUUUGGAGCCAGGCUGUUGGGUCUGUUAAAUGCAUGGUUUGACAAUGCAAUUAUGCAAUAUUCAGUAGAUAGGUAUAAGAUUCAUCUGAGUUGCUUUACAUCAGUGUUUCUCAAACUCUGCUUCUCCAAAUGUUUUGGACUUCAGCUCCCAGAAAUCCCAGCCAGCUUACCAGCAGUUGGGAAUUAUGGGAGCUGAGAUCCAAAACAUCUGAAGUAGUGGUUCUCAACCUGUGGGUGUUUUGGCCUACAUCUCCCAGAAAUCCCAGCCAGUUUACCAGUUCUUGGGAUUUCUGGGAGUUGAAGAUGAAAACAUCUGGGGAUCCACACGUUGAGAACCACUGAUCUGGAGUAACACAGGUUGAGAAACUGUUUUACAUAUUGGUACCAGGGGAAUAAUGAAGGUGCGGCACUUUCCUAGUAAUUUUUGUAGGAAAUUAGCAAAAUAGUACUUUUUAAUUCUAUUUAAACUCAAACUUAAGAUAAUCAGAACUUUACCUGGUUGAACAUUGAGGUGUUUUUGGUUUUCUGUGCUAUAGAAAUUAAACUGACAAAACAAAGGAACCAUGGCAUAACUCAGUCUAGUCAAUAAUAUGAAUUUGGCUAUUUCAUAAUCAAAUCUUGAAAGAAUUUUAAAGAUUCUAAAAAAAUCUUAUCAAAAUUAUGGCCGUUCUACUGCCAUUUUAAACAAGAAACAGCUGUAAUAUUUUCUAUAGCAAAGUAAAAAGAGCAAAAAUCUGUUUUACUUUCUACAGCAUGGCCAAGUAAAAUCUGGAAAAUACAUUAUUUUAUGUUGUGUUGACAGUCCUGCACUAUGUUGCUAACAUGGAAAAAUCUGAAUUGAGAGACUUAAAGAGCUUUCUAUGUGUCAGCAACUCAGGACUGGGAAGUAGAGGGAACCAUGCCAGGACAUUAACCCGAUUCCUUUGAAUCCCUCUAAAAUUAAAUGGGAAAUAUUUUUUAAACAAAAAGCACAGGAAAGGGAAAAAAUCCAACAGAGAGAGGACAAGGCCCGAGAAAUAUAACCUGCCAAUCCUCAAUACCUACUAUAUCGAAGAGGUUUUUCUCCAUUAUAUAGCAUAUAUCUAGCUGCAUUUGGCUUAUGGUUUCAUAAAUUUCUAUUACAAUGAGAGUGAGAGCUAUCACUUUGAGUGCCUCAGACUUUUUAAAAAUUCAGAUACAUGUUUAAAACAUUUGUGAUGCUGCUAUAGUUUUCUUUCAUAAAGAUAUUUCUGAACAGUGUUUAAUUCUUCCCCACAACGUUUAUCUGGGGAUAAAUAGUUCAUCAGUUUACCAUAUAAUGUAUGCCAUAAAGUGCCAGAAGACAAUGUUGCCUUCAAAUUCCAAGUUGCUAGUAAUGUUUCAUCUAUUGUUUUAAAACCCAAGAAAGAAACUUCAAGUAACAUGCAGUCCAAAUAGAGAUGGUUUAUUAAUCCCACACCAAUUUGUAUUCCAUCUGAUUCUCCUAAAGCAAACAUAAUUACAUUAUUUUCAUGUAUACACAUAGAUGUUGCUGUCCUGUUUAGAGCAAUUAUGUUUUAAGAUAUGAUUAUGCAUCAUAAGUACAUGUAUGGGAGAGCAGUUAUGGCUAGAAUUUGAAGAAUUACUUCAAUUUGUUGAAGAUGCUAUAGAGGUGGUGAGAUUUUUAACUUCUCCUGGGAAUAUCCUGUUGUCUGGCAUUAAUUUAAUAAACCAGGAGUGACAAUCCAUUGCAACCCAGGCCAUUUCUUUCACACCCGUCGGCUUCAGAAAAACUUGUACAGUAUAUGUAUUUGGGAUGUGAAAGGGUUGCUAUUUGGGAAGAACAGGUACAAAAUAACAUUGAAUAUAUCGUGGUAGUAGCAAUGUGCUUUGUGUCUUGGCCAGAGACUACGAGGUUGUCCUUUAGAUGGAAGACGUUUGCUGUCUUAAAUUAGGGAAUCUGCAUGAAAGUAAGGUUGUGAGUUCCUAAAUUCCCUUCCGUUGGAUUAAAUAAGGAAAGAUAACAGUCCAUCCCUCGAGAAGAUUAAAAAUGGCCAGUCCUCCUACACAGGACUACUUAGUGAGUUUCACAGCAUGUAACAGCAUUUCAGGAAGUUGGAAAGUGACUCCCCUGUCAUCUGAGGACUUCAUCACACUAGAGUUUGGAUCCACUUUAAAUCCACUUGAGGGAGGGGCCUUUAAACAUCUCAGCCAGACAAGUACUGGGCCUCACCAAACUACAAACCCCAGAAUUCUGCAGGAGGCAGAAACCGGAUUUAAACUGGAUCCAUCCUCUGGUGUGAUGAGGCACAUCAUUGCGAUCCUUAAAACAGACUCAACUGAGUACAAUAGGUAGCUUAACCAGGAACAGUCUCCUUCCUGAAAUCUAGCCCAGAUUUUAGCAUAUGCCUUGAAUGUUCCAGAAAAGUGAACACAACCGCAUGGCAAUACUUGUCACACCCAACGGUUGUGAAGCCAGUGCCUCCAAUCUAAUAGGAUUUUCAGGACAAUAUAUCUGCUACAUAGUUGCUGCUAUCACUUCAACGCUACUGUUGGAAGUGGAAUGCACCUCUUACCAAGUGAGAAAGGCUCUUUGCAUGCAGCCCAUCACUUAAAAAUAGUUCUGCUUCUAACCAAUCCAUGUACACAUACAGUGUUGCGCCAUCUUUAGGAUACCACUUUGUGGCUAAUGUGUUAAAAACCAUUCCCUGAUGGACUGCUUUUUUUCCAUGCAGAAAGCUGACUUGUUUGUAAUGUGGUUUUAAUUAUGCACAACCAAGAGAGAACAAAGCAGAAUCUUAUUCCUAUUUUGUUUCCAGCCUUAGCAAGGUGUAUUUGACUGCAAAUCAUUUCCUCUUAAACAGAACUGCAAAAUGAAAAAAAAAACCUAAGUAUUUCACACAUGUUAUUUGAAAAAGGUUAUAAUUCCCAUUGUUUUACAAAUAUUAGCACUUUCUUGCUAUUUAUAUAUUUUAAAUGUUAUACAGUCAAAAUAAUCUUCCUGCUUAGCAUUUCCCUACGUCUUCACCUGCAAAUGUAGCAGGAAUAUUACAUUUACUUUAAUACUUGUAUAAAACUAUGCAGAAUUUAAAAAAUAAAAUAAAAUGUAAUAUAUUUUAUAAGCUAAUAAUAAUUGGGUAAUUAAUGGUUUCCUAGCAUGCAUUCCUAUCAUUUGCCGAUACUGAAACAUUUUGGUAAUCUUUCUCACUAAAGAUGUGAAUGUUUUUAUGUACCUUCACUAUUUCUACUUUUGGUAGUCCAAUGGGAAUUCAGUAAUGACAUUUUGUCAUGUCAAACUGUGAACAUACAUUUGUACUGUACAGUCCUCAUAUGUUAUAUAUACCAUGCUAUAUGUAUUGUUAAUAAAACGAAACAGAUACUAAAUGUAAA
Anolis carolinensis (green anole) is the source of this 6758-nucleotide messenger RNA. RefSeq names its product KLF transcription factor 3 (gene klf3). Gene Ontology annotation, molecular function: RNA polymerase II cis-regulatory region sequence-specific DNA binding; DNA-binding transcription factor activity, RNA polymerase II-specific. NCBI's taxonomy places the organism in Eukaryota, Metazoa, Chordata, Lepidosauria, Squamata, Anolidae. Bases 618 to 1646 code for a protein of 342 amino acids. The transcript is spliced from 8 exons. The record is from RefSeq and is a predicted model, not a curated record. Gene Ontology annotation, biological process: regulation of transcription by RNA polymerase II.